Danio rerio (zebrafish) is the source of this 2995-nucleotide messenger RNA. It is a transcript of the gene plek2, whose product is annotated as pleckstrin 2. The record is from RefSeq and is marked provisional. Gene Ontology annotation, biological process: intracellular signal transduction; animal gross anatomical part developmental process. Lineage: Eukaryota; Metazoa; Chordata; Actinopteri; Cypriniformes; Danionidae.
UUUAACAUGGGCACUGAGUCAGAAAACAGCGGCAUCCUUAAAGAGGGCUUUAUGGUAAAAAGGGGUCACGUUGUUCAAAACUGGAAAGUUCGUUGGUUUGCACUUAAAUCGGACAGACUCCUUUAUUACAAAUAUGAGGGCGGCAAACGAGAUUCUUGCCACCGAGGGACCAUUUUAUUGAGGAACUGCAAAAUCACAUGUCCUUACCUGGAGUACGAAAACAGACCGUUGGUGAUAAAAUUGGAGACCAACACAUCAGAAGAGCACUUUCUGGAGGCUUGCAUGAGGGAGGAACGUGAUGAAUGGGCUGCGGCGAUUGAUGCAGCAGUACAGAAACUCAGCUCAAGUGAUGCACAGGUUCCUGCCCCAUCUCAAAUAAAAGCCUCCUCAACCCUUCAACUUCAGAAUGUCAACCUCAGUCAGGUGGUGGACUCCAUGUAUGACGUUCACACUGGUAUCCGGCACUGCAGUCACAUCGAGCAGGGCAGCUCUUACAGCAACUGUUUCUCAGGUUCAGCAGUGGUGGAUUGGCUUGUGUUUAAUAAGCUGGCUCUGAGCCGUGUGGAGGCAGUAACGCUGGCCUCUGCUCUGCUGGAUGAAGGCUCUCUGCGGCCCGUUGGGAUCAGGAGUGCAGACGCUCUCCGUAACGCUGCUCUCGGAGAACAGUUCCUCGACGAUUCCACUGCUCUCUACUCCUUUUCCCAAAGCUUUCAGAAGAGAGGCAGUGUGAAGGCAGAGAAAUCUCGAACUGCAGUGGAGCUGAGUGGAAAGGUGGUGAAGAGAGGUUACCUGCUCAAACAGGGCCACAAAGUCAAGAACUGGAAGGUGAGAUUGUUUGUUCUGCGGGCAGAGCCUGGUUUCCUGCAUUAUUAUGACCCCAGCAAGGAUGACGUGACUCCAGCCGGCAGUGUUUCUCUGCGUGGCUGUCUGGUGUCUGCUCUGGAUGAUAACGGCACACCGGCAGGUGUUAAAGGUAAAGUGCAGGGGAAUCUGUUUAAAAUCAUCACUCAGAUGGACACACACUAUUACAUCCAGGCUCCGACACACGAGGAGAGGAUGGACUGGAUCCAAGCUAUUAGACGAGUCACUUAAUUAUGCACUUUCAAGCUCAGCGGACUCUACUGGUAUUAUUUUAACUCAUUUGUUAUGAAUUCGUUUAUUUCUGUUAUCAGAACUUUCCCAUUAAGGGGCAACAUGUGCUUUCUAGCAUCUUCAUAUGGGCAGAUUUUACAGUUAUUAUAACUGUGUUGUUGCUUUUUUUUGUACAUCAUAAACUUAACCGUUUACUUCAGUCAGUCAAUAAUACACAUUGUUGCCAAUAACUGAUCAAAUUUAUAUGCAAAUAACACUUAAAAAGGAAUUAAUUACAGGCCAGUGCUAAAAUAUUAGGAUGAAUUAUUGUGCAAUAUUACUUAAUACUUUGAUCAUGAUUAUUAAUAUUGAUUAGUAGAGUAAAUAAUAAAUGUAUAUGGCACAUUAUAAUUUGGCUACACACAACACAUUAGUCCUGUACAUUAGUGUAGCACAAUUUAUCUCCUAUUAUAGUCUCUAAAACAGUCUAAUUAAUCCUCCUACUGUAAAUUUCCUCAGCAUUUUGACAAGGUGCAUUCCAAAUGGGAUACAUCGCUCUCUGAAUGGCACUUGGGAGUGAUAACAAUCACAGAUUCCAUAUUGAAGUAUCAUUCCAAAAUGAAGUGCUUAAAUCUGGCCACUUCAAAGGGCCCUUUGGAAUAUAAUAAUGAUUUCGAAGGAUACAACUGAUGGACACUUAGUGCCAUGAUACUUUGAGCAGGGAUUUGUUUGGUUUUUACACACUGACUUUAAUUAGGAAGGGCUCAUCUCUAUGCCCUAAUUCUUUCAGAGGGACCCUCAGAUGGGAUUAAGACAUAGUGAUGAGCCCUUCCCAUUGGAAUGCAGUAAGGAAAGAGAGUAAUCUAACACUACUGAUUGGCUACUGCAUUCAAAUGAAAUUUGUGUGAUUGAUUUUAAUGCAAUGUGCGUUAAUCUGAAUGCAAUGCGGCAAUUGACACUCAUAAAAAUGAAAAUUGAGUCACUGUUUACUCACUCUCAAGUGGUUCCAAACCUUUUGAGUUUCUUUAUUCUGUUUAACACAAAAGAAGAUAUUUUGAAGGAUGUUGAAAAUCGGUAACCAAUGACUGCCAUAGUAGGAAAAACAGAGUCAAAGGAAGUGAAUGGUUACAGAUUUUCAGCGUUUUUCAAUAUUUCUUAUUUUGUGUUCAACAGAAGAAAAAGACUCAAGCAGGUUUAAACAGAGCAAGUGAAGUGUGAGUAAAGAAGACAGAAUUUGAAAUUUUGUGUGAACUAUCCCUUUGUCACACAUCUGUUUCUUCACAUUCUUGCAAAUGUGUUGUAUGUGUGCAAAUAAAAUAAGAUAUAUACAGCGUUACAGUCUAAAACAGUGGUUCUCAAACGUUUUUCAUCAAAUACCACCUCAGAAAAAAGCUGUCUUUGCAAGUACCACAAUAAUGAGCUGUAUUGAAAUACAGUACCGUAUUAGGUCCAGUAAAGCAGCUAAAGCUCUGUCCAGUUCAAAAACGAGGGAUAUUAGUUCCUAAUAUUGAGAACACUUAAAUUAUAAUGGGCUUUUAAAAGUUAAAAAUGGUAGGUUAUUGUUCUUAAAAAGUAAACAAAGAAGAAAAAACUCUUGGUUUAUCACCACCUGCAAAUGUACAUAUGACAUAUUUGAUUCAUCCGCGUACCACCAAAAGGAAGCCCACAUACCACUAGUGGUACAUGGACCACAGUUUGAGAACCACUGGUCUAAAACAAUUAAAUAUUAACAAUAAAUAGUAAUAAACCCCAAUAAUAAAUAAUAAACCCUCAUCCUAAUUAGCAUGUAAAAUAUUUUUAUCUCAAAGUGUAGGUGGUAAAGCUGUAUACAUUCAGUGAAUGUAAUGUGAAAUGUAUUUAAUGAUCAGUGUGAAUUUUCCUAGUUUGUUAUAUCUUACUUUGCAAAGUAAAGUUUUUAUUUGAA